UAUAAAACUGUUCGAUAAUACUUCGCAUUUGCGGUUGUUACGUUAAAGUCAGCCGGAAUUUUUUUUCAAGAGGAGCAAACUUGUAAAAUAAUGAGUUUGCAGGCUGUAUGGAUUAUCCGAAUAUCAGAAACGAAGUCGAAAUAUGAAGAUAGUAUUUUAUUUUCAAGGUUUUACCAGACGUUUAUAAAGAAAAGUAAAGACAUUGAAGGGUCCCACUAUGUUCCCCUGCCAAGCAAUCCAGAACUAGCUAAGGCAGUUUUAUUUGAGUUGGGUCACACUGAUGGUUUAGAAAAAUUUCUGGUGGACAGAGAUACAUGCCAAAAGAUGGAACAGAAGCCUGUCUAUGAGAUAAACACAUCAAACGGCAAAUUAUGGCCCUUUGUUGUAGUGGAACAGGCUGGGCUGUUGUUUUGCUGUCUACCAUUUGUGCCACAAGGUUUAAACCCCCGACCACCUUUAAUUGACAUUCCUGGUGUUACAUUAGGGUUCACUUUGCUCUGUACAUUGACUGACUUCCUGCGGAACAAAUCUUCAGAUGAGAUUGAAGACAGAACUGGUGACCUGUACUUAUUCCUGAGCCAGGCUGCACCAUAUGGGUCUGUAUUGGACACGAUCGUAGAUUCAGUGCUAGCUAAAGUAAAUGGGAAGUUUUCAGUACCUCAGAAAACAGCAAAGCAACCAGCAUGGAGGUCAGUGUCCCACAAAGGCAAGAACCAGAUGUACCUGACCAUCACAGAGUAUGUCCGCUCAGUGCAGUAUGACAGGGAGAACAUAGAGGACGUAUGGGACGUGUACGGCACGGUGACCUGCAAGGCUGAGCUGGAGGGCACCCUGCGGACGGUCACCUUGACAAUAGCCCAGAGUGGGGAAGGGGAAGGAAUGCCUAUCAACAACCUAAUUAUACACCCAUGUGUGCAGAGCGCAGACGCUGACAUUCUGGUUGAAGGUCGAGACCGUGCCAUGCCCAGGAGACUUCGGUUCAGCCCACCCCUGGAGAUGUUCAUGUUAUGUCACUACAUGGUGAACAAACCCACCACCCCACCCAUCACUGGCUGCUUUGAGUUGUUUGUGGAGGAGGAGAGAGCCAAGGUCAAGGUCACACUUCAACUAAAUGAUAACAUCAAGAACAACUUUGAUGUCUGUGAGCUGCACAUUCCAUUUGCUAAAAGGGCUCCAAUAGUGAUCCAGGAGUUUUCAGCCAACCACGGUGCCCUGCUCGUAUCCUCAAGCAAGUCCACUUUAGUUUGGAACCUAGCUCCGCGGUUUCCGGCACGCCAGACGGAAGUCAACAUGUCAGCCAUAGUACAGUUGCGAGCCAGUCAGGGAGAGGGUUUGGGUACAAUUGAAGAGACUUUCUGUACAGGGCAAAAUGCCUACGCUCAACUGUUCUUCAAGAUACAGGAGUUCAGUCAGUCAGGCAGUUACAUUGACGCCAAGUCCAUCCAGGUGUCCCCCAGUCUCAAGUACAAGCUCACUUGUGGUAUGUUCCCAGUCUCAAGUACAAGCUCACUUGUGUUCGUGAGUAUGUUGCCUCCGAGUACAAGUUCUGGAAUGUUCACGGGGACAGCCUGGUGUCUGCCCUGCCUCGUUGCCUUUGUAACCAACAGCAGGUCCCAUUAUAAUGGCUGUGUAAUUACUCCAAUGUGGCCUUAAAAAACCUUUUCACUGAAAAUGAAUCAAUUCACGCUAACAAAGCAAGAGUAAUUAUGAAAGAAAACAAUGUUUCAUUUCUCAGGAUGAGCUUUUGUGAUCUUCUUUUGUACAUUGUUUGUGAUGCCUUGUCAACAUUUUCCUUGUGAGCACUCUUGAGGUCACAUUUAUUGCCCGUAUUUCAUUUAAUAUCUUUAGAACAAUAAACUGGGUGAGAUGUACAUAAGAAUCUUUUUCUGCACAGAUUUGUUUCAAGUGCUUGUGGUCUGGGCUUAAUCAAUGCGCAUUACUGUUGCCCUAUGUUGGAAUGAAAACAUACAUAUAAACAUAUGAUAACGUAUACUUGUUGCUAAUUGUUAAACAGCAAUUCUUUUAUUGAAUUUUGCAUUAGAAUACUUUAUCAGGACAUCUCAUAAUCUGCAUUGUUAUUAACAAAUGAAACCAUUUAUUUUACAAAUUGCUAAACAUAAUUAUGGUUAUAUAUUUCACACUUGUCUUUACAUCAUUCCACAUUACGACUAUGCAACCGGAAGGGAAUUGUGCAAUUGUUAUUUGUUACGAAAUGUCAAUAAAAUAUUUAUAUUUA
Messenger RNA from Dreissena polymorpha, 2236 nucleotides. Its product is annotated as AP-5 complex subunit mu-1-like. The record is from RefSeq and is a predicted model, not a curated record. Gene Ontology annotation, biological process: endosomal transport. NCBI's taxonomy places the organism in Eukaryota, Metazoa, Mollusca, Bivalvia, Myida, Dreissenidae. The transcript has 13 exons. Bases 91 to 1653 code for a protein of 520 amino acids. Gene Ontology annotation, cellular component: AP-type membrane coat adaptor complex; lysosome; cytosol.